AUGGCACCUGUAAUCUUUCUUCCGCAUCCACUUCACUUGUCACCGUACGGGAGCGCUUUACAAGAAAAACCUUCGAACUUAGUAUUACAACAAUCCCAUCAACAAUACUUUAAACGUUCCAUCUCAAACCUCCUAUACUCCCACUCCAUGACAAAUACGGAAGACGGUGUUCCUCUGAGAGACACCAGUAACAAGCCUUUUACAACAGAGACCAAGUGUGUUAAAGCAAAGUCACUAAGUAUUUCUCCAUGGACAAAAUAUAAAAGCGCAGCUUCACCCUCGCGACGUCAGCAAGCUGAUAAGUCAUCCAGUUCAUUUGAGGAAAUAUUAGAUACAACUCAUAAAACUGAAAGAGAAGUUAGAGCUUCACUAUCAAAGCUCAGACGAAUGAUCCUCACCGAGGGCUUACCUGAGGAG
Acaulospora colombiana is the source of this 417-nucleotide messenger RNA. The record is from the annotation of a GenBank genome assembly. Lineage: Eukaryota; Fungi; Glomeromycota; Glomeromycetes; Diversisporales; Acaulosporaceae.